Stegostoma tigrinum is the source of this 4767-nucleotide messenger RNA. RefSeq names its product alpha-2-macroglobulin-like. Gene Ontology annotation, molecular function: endopeptidase inhibitor activity. The record is from RefSeq and is a predicted model, not a curated record. The transcript is spliced from 33 exons. Gene Ontology annotation, cellular component: extracellular region. NCBI's taxonomy places the organism in Eukaryota, Metazoa, Chordata, Chondrichthyes, Orectolobiformes, Stegostomatidae. The coding region runs from base 71 to 4285 and encodes 1404 amino acids.
AGUUGAUAUAACUGCUGUACGGAGAUAAGAAUCUCAUUUUUCUGGUGAUUGUGAAACGGAAAGCAGGAAGAUGCUCCCUCGAGCUAUUCUUCUCUACCUACUGCUCACAGCAGUGCAAGCUGGACUACACUAUGUCGUUCUGAUCCCUGCGGAGAUUCGUACAAAUACUCUUGAGAGGGUUUGUGUCCUGCUGUCACCUGGAAAUGAGACCUACCCCCAGAAACUGACAAUUAAGAAUGAGCAGACACAAAACAUACUCCUGGAGGAGGAGCUGCUGGGAAGUGCAGGACACAAUUGCUUCCAGUUUACUGUUGCAGACACAGAAUUUGCCUUCAACUCUCCUCCACUGAUCAAGGUCACAGUCCAUAGAUCAGGGCCAAACAUCACCACGGAAGAUAGCAAGAAUGUUAUUUUGGAAAGCUAUGAGCCUCAGACAUUUGUACAGACAGACAAGCCUGUUUACAAAGCUGGGCAAACAGUGAAGUUCAGGAUUGUGACAUUAAUUGAGAAUUUCACGGCUGUUCAGGAAAAGUAUUCUCUGAUAACCGUGUGGGACCCAAAGAGAAACCGAAUUGGACAGUGGAGAGAUGUAGAGCCCAGGCAGGGGAUUGUGGAUCUGGCCUUUGACCUGAUGAGUGAACCGCUCCUGGGGACAUACGAGAUCGAAGGAAUGCAGAGCCAGGGGAGGAAAUUCCUCCAUCAUUUCAGUGUGGAAGAGUACGUUUUACCCAAGGCUGAGUUGAAGGUGAAAAUGCCAGAAAAAAUCACAGCUAUUGACCCAACGAUCCACAUUGAAGUGUGCGGAAGGUACACAUAUGGGAAGCCUGUGAAGGGACAGGUGAAUGGCACCGUUUGUUUGGAUCGUAUGGAUGAUGCCUCUGACCCUAUUCAUUGCCAGCACAUUUUUGGUGAGAUGGAUUUGAAUGGUUGCCUGUCUACAGAUCUCUCCACUGAUGUGUUCCACUUCAGAGAAAGUCCAAACCACAGACGCAUUGAUGCACAGUUUGUCCUGACAGAAGAGGGGACAGGUAUUCCAAUACAGUCAAGUGCAACAUGUCAAGUUGAAAGUGAAAUUAUGAAGAUCACAUUUGAGGAUGUGGAAGAUUAUUACAAACCUGGAAUUCCAUACACUGCACAAAUAAAAAUCCAGUAUACUACAGGACAACCUGUCACCAAUGUGACAAUCAAAGUGUUAAAUUCCUGGAAGCCUGGUGCAAUAUUGGCGGUCACAGAUGAGAAGGGGAUGAGCUCAGUGGUUCUGGAAACCCCCUUACAAUCCAAUGAGUUGCUUUCCAUAACGGCUAUUUAUCAGGACAAACAUCAUCAGGAUGCCCAUCACUACAAUGUCUCAGCUCAUCAUGUUGUCAAGCCUUUCUACUCCAGGUCUAAGAGUUACUUCACCAUUCAGAAACAUCAGCAGUUACUGGCCUGUGAUUCUGAGUUGCAUGUGAAAGUCCACUACAUUAUCAGGGGUAUUGCUGCUGAGGCUGACAGCAACCUGGCUGUGUUCUACCUGGUCAUGUCGAGGGGAGUGAUUGUGAACAUGAACUCGAAAACCAUCUCUAUCAAAGGAUCUGAAGAUUCAGAAGGAUAUUUCCAGCUCUCCCUCCCCAUCAGUGCUGAUCUGUCCCCAAUUGCUCGCCUCUUGAUUUUUGCUGUUCUUCCUGAUGGAGAAACAAUUGGGGACAGUGCAAAAUUCCAGAUCUCCCAAUGUUUCCGGAACAAGGUGACUCUUCACUUCUCUGUGGCUGAAGACUUGCCCAAAAGCCACAUCAGCCUCGAUCUUCGUGCUGAGCCAGACUCUCUCUGUGGGCUGCGAGUGGUCGAUCGCAGUGUGCUACUGCUGAAACCUGAGACAGAGCUUUCCCAAGGCAGUAUCUACUCCUUGCUGCCAGUACAGGAUCUGCAGAAUUACUCAAAUGAGCUCAAGAACCAUGAACAACAUUACUGCAAGCUCCAAAAUCCCCUGGCAGAGCCCGAACCCAGUGAGCAAGCAAUGGGAGACCUCGGACAACUUCUUCAGAAUAUGGGACUGCAAAUUCUGACAGACACUGAAUUUCACAAACCCAUCAAGUGUUUGUUCGAUGACUCUUAUGGUUUUAUCGUGAAUGGUAUACCGUUUUUCAGUAAAGCGUAUGAAAUGAAUUUCGAAAUGGACAGCCUGGAAGUGGGACAAAUACCAACGUUUUCAAUAGCAAUGGAAGAAGAGCCUAUUCAACUCAUAAACAAAGCUGGAACAGACAGCAUUCAACCCCACAUCAGUCCCAGACGCAUCGUCAAAAUCCGAAAAUACUUUCCAGAGACGUGGAUUUGGGAUCUUGUCCCUGUUGGAUCCUCUGGGAGUGCCUCUUUCCCCGUCACAGUUCCAGACUCUAUCACUGAAUGGAAGGGCAGCAUGUUCUGUACUAGCCACGUGGGAAUUGGAAUCUCUGAUACCGUCACCUUUAAUGCAUUUAAACCAUUCUUUGUCGAACUGGCUCUCCCCUUUUCUGUUGUCAGAACUGAGGGUUUUGUCCUCAAGGCCAAAGUCUUCAACUACCUGACGCAAUGUAUCAUGGUGAAGGUGACCCUUCUGAAUGCCCAGGGAUUUAGUGUAACAGCAGAAAGUGAUGCCGAACAUACGACUUGCAUCUGCUCCCAAGACAGCCAAACAUUCAGCUGGCAUCUACUUGCCACUGGACUGGGCCAACAGAAUUUGACGGUGCAAGCUGAAUCGAUUGCCUCCGAGACUCUGUGUGGGAAUGAGUUUGUGAUUGUCCCAGCUAAAGGAGCCUUGGAUGUCAUUCGGAAAUCCCUUCUGAUCAAGCCCGAGGGCAUUGAGAUUGAACUGACCCACAGCUCUUUGAUGUGUCCAGCAGGCAAGACCAUCACUGAGGAGAUCCAGCUUGAGCUUCCCCACGAUGUCAUCAAAGGAUCAAGCAGGGCCUAUGUCACUGUGCUGGGGGACAUACUGAGUUCUGCGAUGCAGAAUCUGGAUGGGUUACUGAGACUGCCCACAGGGUGUGGAGAACAGAACAUGGUGAAAUUUGCCCCAAACAUCUACAUACUGAGAUACCUGAAUAAAACAGAUCAGCUCACUCGGGAAAUUCGGGACAAAGCAAUUAGCUACCUACAGACAGGAUACCAGAACCAGCUGACAUACAAACAUCAUGAUGGAUCCUUCAGUGCAUUUGGAGAUGAAGAUCAUGAGGGAAAUACCUGGUUGACAGCCUUUGUGAUGAAAUCAUUUGCAACUGCUCGUCAGUACAUCUUCAUUGAUAAUGACAUCCUAGAAGACACUGUCAGAUUCUUCCAGAGGCAUCAACUGGAAUCGGGCUGUUUCCAAAACCUUGGAUACUUGUUCAACAAUGCCCUCAAGGGUGGAGUCAAUGAUCACAUUUCUCUGUCAGCUUAUGUGACGUCAGCGUUAUUGGAAUCAACACUUUCAGGUUCUGAGAUGAGCCUGAUUACAAACAGGGCCCUGAGCUGCCUGCGGUCUACAUUAGAGACAGUGAACAGCACUUACACCCUCUCACUUCUCGCCUACACCUUCACGCUGGGCCAGGACCAGUUUGCGAGGACAAGAGUUCUCCAGCGGCUGGAAAAAUUGGCCAUCAAAACAGACAGAUUGACUCAUUGGCAGCAAGAGGAGACCCUGGAGAGAGAGGAAGAACACGGAUACUGGUGGAGAGCACCCUCUGCGGAGGUUGAAAUGACAGCCUAUGUGCUUCUGGCCCUCCUCUCUCAGCCCCAGAUCACACACUCUGAAUUGGACAAUGCCACAUCCAUUGUUCGCUGGCUGGUCAAGCAGAGGAAUCCGUAUGGAGGCUUCGCAUCAACCCAGGACACAGUGGUUGCUCUCCAGGCCCUGGCUCUAUACACUGAGCUGACCCAUGUAGGUGGUCAUCAGAGCUCAGUGAAUGUCACCUCGGAAACAACAUUCCACAGGGAAUUCCGUGUUGAUGAUUCCAACCAGCUCCUGCUCCAGAGAGAAGCCUUGACAGAGAUUCCCGGAAAAUACAAUGUGUUGAUCACAGGGAGCAGAUGUGUCCUCCUCGAGACUAUUCUCCGUUAUAACGAACCUGUCAAACCCAAAGAUUCUGUCUUCAAACUUUCGGUGGCAAUGUUGGAACAAAAUUCAUUGGACCCUCUGCUUCAGGGGGAGCAAACUUAUAGGAUUUUUCUCAAUGUCACCUACACUGGUGAUCGUCCUUCUUCGAACAUGGUGAUUGUUGAAGUGGAGCUCCUGUCUGGAUUUUCUGCUGAUAAAGAAUCUUAUAAAAAUGAUGAGGGCAUCGCUGGCUAGGCUGGCAUUUAUUGCCCAGAGACCAGUUGUGAGUCAGCUACAUUACUGUGGAUCUGGAGUUACAUGUAGGCCAGACCAAGUAAAGAUGGCAGUUUCCUUCCCAAAAGGACAUCGUGAACCAGAUGGGUUUUGCCUGACAAUCAGCAACGGAUUCACGAUCAUCAUUAGACUCUCAAUUCCAGAUAUUUAUUGAAUUCAAAUUUCACCAUCUGCUGUGCCAGAAUUCAAACUCAAGUCCCUAGACCAUUACCUGGACUCUGGAUUAACAAUCAGUGAUAAUGCCACUGGACCACUGUCUCCCCUGAGUGAGAGCAUGAAAAGGACAGGGGGUAGGAGGGCAGGAGUGGAAGAGGUGAGAGGCACAGCUAGAGGAAAGGGGGACUGAGUAGGAGGGAUGGACAGGGCAAAUCAGUGACAGAGAGAAGCAGAGAGACAAGUUGCAGAAACAAAUAAAUUAACCAAGUGCUGGUUUAGGGAGAAAG